Messenger RNA from Phyllostomus discolor (pale spear-nosed bat), 7273 nucleotides. It is a transcript of the gene ZNF518B, whose product is annotated as zinc finger protein 518B. Gene Ontology annotation, cellular component: nucleus. NCBI's taxonomy places the organism in Eukaryota, Metazoa, Chordata, Mammalia, Chiroptera, Phyllostomidae. The record is from RefSeq and is a predicted model, not a curated record. Bases 827 to 4048 code for a protein of 1073 amino acids. The transcript has 3 exons. Gene Ontology annotation, biological process: regulation of gene expression.
AGCACAGACCCAGGGGGGCUGGAUGGCAGUGGGUUGAGGGUCCAGCGUCCUCUGCCUGCCCGCCUGCCUUUGUGCGGCGGAGACCCGCAGGCUCUCCCCAAACGCGCCAGGUCGCGACCCUGAGAGGCUGCGGCGUCCGGUCUGCGGUUGCUGGUGUGGAGCCUCGGAGCUGGCCUCCGGUGCCGCCCCCUGUGUUUUAAAUGAUGCAUCUCCUGGGAGAAUUUCUACCGGUUGGCCGGAGCAGGAAGUGUCGUCAGGAGGCCAUUUUUAAAGCCUCGGAGGGCCGGUGGAGCAGCGCUCGCUGACUGCCCAGCGUCCUGAGUGUGGAAGGCAGGUCCUGGAGCAGAGGCUGCACGGGCCUGGGUGCCUGAGAAGACCAGGAGGAGCCCCUGCGACCUGCUUCUGACUCACAUCUGCAGCUUGUCAGCUCCAGGCCAGAAGUUAGAGCCCCCGGGCACAGCAGCACCUGUGACGGCGGUUCUCAGCCUCACUCAGCGCGAGUGGAACACAAAGGAUUUAGAUUAGACACCAGCUGACCGACUCCCUGACCUUAGGAAGGCCAAGCAGCUUCUCCAGAUCUGUUUUCUUAGGAGAAGCAGGUGGUCAAAGGUGAACCUGGAGGAGUGUUGAGGGUUGCAUGGAACAUCAGGCUCGGACACGGCCAUGUUUCGGGACCCUGCGCCUGUGUGGCGGUGUUUAAAAACAGAUGACUAAGGAUGCUUCCGGGAAGAAACUGCACGUCCGCCGGCCACCGUUUGCUGAAGGCUGCCUCGGAAGGAUUCUAUCAUGCCAAGUCUUUCUGGAUCCCAGUGGACUCUGUUAGGAAAUGCAAAUAAAGAAGAUGAAGGAUAUUGGACAGCAGCUGUUCAGUUCACAAGUGAAUGACGGACACAGUUCUUUGACCAUGUCGCCCAGACAGCCUAACGCUAAUAGAGCCACUCGGCCAGACAGACAGGAAGCCCAGUCGCCUCUGUACCAGGGCUCAGAGGCGGAGGCCACCCUGCUGGCCACCGCCACGUGUGCCAAGUGCAAGAGCGUUCACCAGAUCCCUCCCCAGGAUCUGAGGAAGGGGCCCGGGCAGGGCCAGAAGGAAGACAGAUACGUGUGCUUCCAGUGCAGCCUUGGGGUGGCUUCGCCCCACCUGCCUUUUGGGAGCAGUAAUCCCAGUGCUGCUCACGUCGGAAAUAAAGCGGAAACCAUCGCAAGCCCCAGCAAUAACAAGUUCAAGGUAAGGAACUUUAAACCAGGCAAGUACUAUUGUGAUAAAUGUCGCUUUUCCACGAAGGAUCCUCUGCAGUACAGGAAGCACACACUUCAACACGAAGAGAUCAAGUUCAUUUGCUCUCACUGCAGCCACAUCUCCUACACGAAGGGGGAGUUUCAGAGGCACCUGGUGAAACACACGGGCAUCUUCCCUUACCGGUGUGAGUACUGCGACUACGGUGCUAUCCGGAACGACUACAUCGUCAAGCACAGGAAGAGGGUUCACGAGAAGGCUGGCGGGAAACGGCCACCCAAAGUUGUCACCAAGCCGGAGCCGAAGAGGUCCAGCGCGUCGAAACAAAGUGCAGAGCUUUCAAAAGCCUCCGAUCCAGGCUCCACACUACAGAGCAAGCUGUCGGAUCAACUUUCGAGGUUCUCCCUACAGACUAACAAAGACAAGAUGCACAACAUCACGUUGGUGCCCGAACUGAAGGAGUUCCAGAAAGACGUGGUGUGUGUCCCCAACAAGGGGCCCCGGCCGGAGCCCAGCGCAGCCAGUGUGCUCGAGAACAGAAGCGUGGAGGUGGAAGUGCUGUCCCCGGCCACAGAGCCCGUUCAGCCCGGGAUGCCGCUGACCGUGGUGGCGCCCGCGGAGCUCGUCGUCCCUGCAAACUGUUUAGCCCAGCUGAUAGAUGUGAAGGUUGUCAAUGGAACACAGCAGCUUGUUCUGAAACUGUUUCCCCUGGAAGAAAAUAAUCGCCUGGAGGCUCGCGGGGGUGACAGAGGUCAUCCUGGGCGUGUGGGUAAAGAGAAGGGUUCGAACGGACGAGAAAAAACGGCUUCUGCAGAGCAAACCAAGUCCCUGACGAUCGAAGGGAAUGUUGGAGACCUCGGAGGCCUGGAUAACCUUCGGUCGGUUCAGAAGCAAGUGAAAAAUGUGAAAUGGAUAAGGUCCUACGAUAUGUUCAUGUCCAAUUCCAGCGUGUACAGCUGUGCGGAAUCCCUUCUCAGCUCGGCUAGGGCUGAGGACGUGCAGAAGAGAAGUCCUGUGUAUCCCCACAGAACCGCCCUUCCCCCCGCCGCCCUGAAAGAUCACUCUUCAUUAUCCAUAGUGAAAAACAGUGUUCUCCGUAGUCUUGGCACUGCAUCACAUCCUUUCCCAUACAAAGCUGCUGUUCCCUUCACGGACGGCAGGAAGCGUUUGCACGGCGACCCGCAGCAGUGUUUUCCUCUCACGGCAUCACCUACCACCAUCUCCUUCUCUGGAGAAAAGGGCUUUUUGCCCAUAAGUAAGAAUGACUUGGAAUCCAGAAGUGAGAUCAGUAUUCCUGUAAGGAUGCUUCCGUCUGCCAGGAAGCUGAAAGACAGCCAGACAGAGGAAUACAAAGCAGUUUCAAAUACAGGCGAGAUUUCCUCUCAAUAUAGAAGUGAGUAUUUACACAUCAACAUUACGGGGGAAGAUAGGACCAGGCCUCAGCAGCCUGGGGAGGAGCCUUUGGCAUUGAAGAAUUCUGAAAGGACUAACGACCCUUUCGAUGGCCCGGUCAUCUCAUCGGUCUUUUCUCUGAGCUCUGGAGCUGAAGAUGUCCCGGAGAGCGUUAAGUGGAAUAGUUCAACUUCCAAAAUAAAGUCAAUUGAACUCUUGCGCAGAAAGAUCGCUCAGUUAAUUGAAUCCUGUGGCAAGCCUUCGUCCCUGGCUGCGAGUAACGCACAACGUCGUUCUGUAGGGCAGGCAUCAAAGGGAGCUUCGAGAGCUACCCCGGAAGAAAUUAGUGUGCCAUUUACUGGCAGUGGCUAUUCCACAGGUACUUUCUCAAAACCUCAGGAUGAUGGUGGCAUUAGUGGUCGGCAGAUAUAUCCCCCAUUUGUAGAAGGCAACAAUGGGAAAACCGAAAACCGAAUGACCAGGAAGGCUCCUGCUGCUACUCCGGUGUUGAUCCCCAAGGGGGCAGUGUUGAGGGUUCUCAACUCCUCCAAGGAUGCCCACAUUAUAGAGGCUACGUGUGAAGCACCUGUCAGUAUCCCUUGCAGUGAGACCCAGUUAAUAAAACCCAUUCCACGCUGCCCAGUGAAACCGACAGACUCGGACUUACAGGCUUCGACAAGCGAGAGCAGGCCAGUAGGCAUGUCCUAUAACCUUGACACAUCCCUUCGGCCUAAACCAAGAAAAGAGAGUGCUGCCCAUAGCACCACCCUGAGAAAAACUGGCUCCCUGCUCAGUCAGCACGGAAGCAGUGAGUUAAGUAAGCACGGGAAAGCGAUUUCCAGACGUCUUCCAAUAAAUAAAAGUAAAGCCAAGCAUGCCAAUCCCUCCAGGAAGAGAAGCAGAAUUCAGGCUGAUCCCAGCCACUGUCUCAAGGAGCCUUCGAUUUUUCAGGUUGCAAGACAGCUUCGACUGGUAGCAGCUAAACCAGACCAGCUGAUUAAAUGCCCCCGUCGGAACCAGCCCGUCAUUGUGCUAAACCACCCUGAUGUCGACUCACCGGAAGUGACCAACGUGAUGAAGGUAAUCAACAAGUACAAAGGCAACGUCCUCAAAGUCGUCCUGUCGGAGAGGACCAGGUGUCAGCUGGGCAUCAGACGGCACCACGUUCGGCUGACCUACCAGAACGUGGAGGAGGCCAACCAGAUAAAGAGGCAAAUGAUGCUGAAAAUGAAACUGAAAAAAGUCCACAAGAACAACUACCAGGUGGUGGACUCCUUGCCCGAUGACUCGCAGUGCACGUUCAAGUGCUGGUUCUGUGGGCGGCUCUACGAGGACCAGGAGGAGUGGAUGAGUCACGGCCAGCGGCACUUGAUAGAAGCAACUAGAGAUUGGGAUGUUCUUUACUCCAAGGGCAAAUAAGGGAAAAACUGGUGUUCAAAGCAAACUGUUUUUCUUUUUAGUUUAUUCUGGUUAGGGUUGGGUGUUGUUUUGUUUUGUUGUUUUUUUUUUUUCUCCCGUCUUUGACUCAGUAGGAGAAAUACAGGUUGUGGGAAUGUGAGCAUCAGCAGUCCUUCAGAUCCCUUGUGGGGUGUUGAGAACCAGAAGUCGGGCUCAACCGGAUGUGUGACCGGAACUUGGAAGGUAUUUGAAGCCUCUGCGAGUGUACGCACAAUUUACGGACAUACUUUGUUUCUGGAGAGAAGGGAAACUUGCAGCAGGUUUCAGUGGGAUCUGAGAUUUCUUUGUGUAGCACCCUUUUCCUGAGUAGAUUCAAAGCUCUUGUGACCCAUUCAGGACUGAAUUGAGAGUGUUUUACAUGUGCCCAUUUAACAGAAUGCUACUGAUGAAUUAAACCCGUGUCUGGUGUGCACACACACCACACACUUUUUUUUUUUUUUUUUGCCGUAACUUGUCUCCUGAAUAUUUGGUACCUAAGAGAAAUUGUAUUUUCUACAGUUGUUUUUUAAAUUUGGUGACAGAAAAGUGGCCAUUUUUUUUAAAUCCCUCACCCCCUCUAGGACCCUUAAUAAGUGUUCUUUAUAGCACAGAGAAUUGUGCAUUUUCAGAAAAUGUUUGAGAAUGAUUGUAAGGGUUUGCCUGAAUUUGCUACUUUAACAGCAGGUGUUAGGGAAGAAAGAAAACAUUUUCAAGCCUUUGUUUUUUGGGGUUUUUUUUUAAGUACAAUUUUUCAAUUUAUGACAACUGGGGAGGGAACGUGCCUUUUUGAAAAACAGAAAAGGUCACAGAGGAAAAAUAUUUGAAGUUAAGUCUCCUUCCUGUUUGCCCUUAGCCCUCUCAUAAAAGUAGCCAAUUAAAAAUGUGAAUGACCAGGCUUCUUACAACACAGAUGAAACCUGGGAAGGCAACUCAAGGUCGGCCUGCGGAGACCGUUUGGCUUCAGCACGGCAGACGGCAGAACUGUCCUUUGGAGACCCGUCCACAGACAGGGGUGAAGACUGCAUGCAGGCUGGCGCUGCUGGCUCAUGGACGCUGCCCCCAGACUGCGCCGCCUUUCUGAACGGGCCCACCUGUGGGGUAGCAUCACUCCCCUCUCCCCUCCCGUCCCCUUCCCUUGUGCCUUUGAGGCCCAUAAAGCUUUUCCCUUGGGAAGAUACAAAAAACUGUCAGGAAUCCACUAAAUGGAAGCGUGCCACCACCUUUGCUACACUUACAGGAACACUGUCCCGGGUUUUCAUCGACGACAGUCCCCUUCUAGUUGACCUUAGCUGCAGUCACACUGUCCCCAUUGCUCACUUUCCUAGGAGGCCACUCCAAGAACAUUCCUGCUCCCUCUCUCCCGUCAGAUGUCCGGACCCGUGCUGAGCGGCACGCACAGCACCUUCGUGUGCGCCGAGAAAAGCCCGCCCUCUGCACUGUGGGGCCUCUGGGGCAGACAGUUGGCAGGGGGCUUGGACUGCAGCUCAGCCCUCCCCUGCCCACGCAGCAGGGCUCCGGCCGCCCUGCAGAACAGCAGUGGCUGAGUGCUUCUCACUGCAGGCGCCUCUGUCAGGGCUGGGCUGGCGUAGUGAGCACAGCUGGGGACUCACAUCUGAGCAGCGUUUGUGUUGCGUCGGGGAGUCAGAGACGCGCUGUGUUUUCCCCCGAUGUGGGACAGUCUUCGAUUGCCCUCUGGUAGGGGGGAUUGCAGUUGUCCUUGGUGGUCGUUUCUCAUUACAGGCAGUUAGCGUGUCUCGUGUGAUUCAGGACAUAAUCAUUGAGUUGGUUGCUUUUUUUUGUUGAAAUUGAAAUUUGGAUUUUUAUAUGUGUAUAUAUGUGUAUGUACACAUAUCAAUAUUUUUUACCAUAUGAAAACUAGUAGCUAAUUUUCUGAUUUCCUAUUUUAUAAUGAAAUUAGAUGGGUUAGAAAAUAUAAAACGUUUUGUAUUCUAGAAAUAAUUUAUUUUGGAAGUACCUUUUUAUAAUAGUCUGGUCUCACUUUUAGAAAACGAAAGCACAGUGAGUGUGGGUCUGAUCCGUAGGAACUACCGGGAGCGGACACCCCGCCGACCCGGCCCUGGCAGUAUUCAGUCCCUGGCGUUUCCAGUCGGUGCUCUUCGGGAGACGGAGCUGUGGGCGACUCCACUACACACAGGAGGCCAUUCCGCACCCCUCCGGCGUGAGGGGGGCCUCCAGAGAUAGUGCAAGGAGGAGAAGAAAAGGCCGUGACUUAUCUUUCCCCUCCUAUACCUCACUACUUAACUAGCAUCUCUCCUGAAAGCUUCCGCCACGGCCCGUCAGGAGAGAGGACCGCGACAGGUCCGAGUGUUCAUUGGCAGCAUGAGAUACUCCCACUUGGCAGCAUCCACUCUUUUUCAAGUAUUACCUAACCUAACGCAGUCAGUGUACUUGUACAGAGCUAACUUGUGUGGGGCGGAUGUGUAGCUCAGCUUUGGGGGGAUUCCGAGCUCCAGUGCUCGUUGUUAAGGAACUAAGAGGGCUCCUGGGAGGCGUGACAAGUGAGAGCAGACAGUGGCCAGCUUCCCCGGGAACAGACGAUGGGGAGCGGCUUGUUAACGUGCAGGUGAGCGUCCUGCAGUGAGCCACGGGGGCAGCGGCGGCGCUGACCGUCCGAGAAGGCAGCAGAACUGUGUUGAGUAUUUGUGUGCUUGUCGCCAUGAUUGUGAAGGACCUGUGUUCACUAAAUUGUAUUAAUUGCACUUACUAAUGAGAACAUGUUACGCUUAUUUUUUUAAAGUCGAUUUUCUUUUCAGGAGCAGAAAUGAGAUGCCCUUGUUAUAUUUAUGACAUGACAGAGAGUGAAGGUUUAAAAAAAUAACGAGUAGGUUAUACUUCACUCACCUUUUGACCCCCAGCCCCAAACAGUGUUGUGAAGCCCCCUGCUGAGCCGAGUGCUGUGGAACCAAACUGGUGUGUGAGCCCCGCAAGCCCCGCCCCCUCGCUCCGGGACCUGCUGUCAAAGCCGCCCGCCCGGAGAGUGAGCGAGUGAUGCCGCUCGGUCUUUCAGAUACUGUUUGAAUCUGUCCAUGUCAACGUGAGCAAAAAAUAAAACAUUUCAUAACCCGUUCUAACCGUUAUUAGAGGUCCUGUGUUAACAGUUUGUGUGCCUGCUGCUCUGUUUUUGAAACACAUUUAUAUAGAGAAGUUGGAGUACAUUUUGUUAAAUAAAGCGACUGUAAAAUGGUC